Stegostoma tigrinum is the source of this 1814-nucleotide messenger RNA. RefSeq names its product gap junction Cx32.2 protein-like. Bases 242 to 1144 code for a protein of 300 amino acids. Lineage: Eukaryota; Metazoa; Chordata; Chondrichthyes; Orectolobiformes; Stegostomatidae. The record is from RefSeq and is a predicted model, not a curated record. Gene Ontology annotation, biological process: cell communication. Gene Ontology annotation, cellular component: connexin complex. The transcript has 4 exons.
CCAAAAUAUCAUAUCUGCUUUGUGACAAAUUGUCCCUCCUUUACUCUGAGUUAUUUAAAACAGAUGAGAAACUCAUGGCCAGUUGUUGAAACCUCAGCUACCCUACAGCCCUCCAUAUAUAGAGAACAAUCAAGAGUUUUGUUUAGACAACAAUGUAGCUACAGCUUUUGGAUAUGUUUGCAUUUCUAUGGAAAAUACUCUGAGAAGAUGUGAGCGGAGCCGAAGAUACCAGUUUUGAAGAAUGGGAGACUGGACCUUACUUGGAAGAUUGUUGGAUAAAGUUCAGUCACAGUCUACCGUUAUUGGGAAAAUCUGGCUCACAAUACUGUUUGUGUUCAGGAUCUUACUCCUUGGGGCUGGUGCAGAGAAGGUUUGGGGUGAUGAACAGUCUGGUUUCGUUUGCAACACACGCCAACCUGGCUGUGAAAAUGUCUGCUAUGAUAAAGCCUUUCCUAUCUCUCACAUUCGCUUUUGGGUUCUUCAGAUUAUUUUUGUCUCAACACCUACGUUAAUAUAUCUUGGCCACGCUUUACAUGUCAUCCACACUGAAGCGAAACAAGCAAUUGGUGAAACUAAAACCACGUUCAGAAAAAGCAAGAAGACAAAGUACACUGUAACUCAUGGAAAAGUAAAAAUACAAGGAAUCCUAUUAUUUUCCUACCUCCUACAAGUUUUCUGUAAAAUUGUAUUUGAAGUUGCUUUCAUUAUGGGUCAAUGGUAUCUAUUUGGAUUUUCCUUGAGUCCCAUUUAUGUAUGUGACAGAUAUCCCUGUCCACAUAGAGUAGAUUGCUUUAUUUCACGUCCAACAGAAAAGACCAUUUUCAUUAUUUUUAUGUUGGUUGUGAGUUGUGUGUCACUUGUUCUAAACUUAAGUGAAAUAAUUUACCUUAUUUUCAAGGGAAUAAUGUUUUCCACACGUAAAAAGUAUCAUCAUCAAAUUCAACCCAGAUAUGUCUUUGACACUUUUGAUAAAUCAGUUCUCUCUGAAGCCGCAUUUCCAUCAGAUUCUAAAACAGAGCUUUUGAAAGGACAGAAACAGUGCAGUAGUCAUGACCCCAGUUCUCAAAAUAAGAUUAACGAAAGCAUUGAAACAUCUGUAGAGAAAGCAAAGGAUGAUGUAGUGAAAACGUCUAAGAAUGAAUAGGAACAUGCUAUUUCUGAGAAGAGGUAAGCCUAUUAAGUGUCAAGAGUAUCAGACAGCAACAAGAAUAGACAAUUGCAUUUUUGUAUGUAAAACAAUGUAAUAAAGAAAUGUGCAGUUAAUAAUUGUAAAGCAAUUUCUGCUGUACUAUAAAAGGGCAGUUGUUCCGUAUAAAUGUCUUCACGAGGCAACUGAAUCAAAAUGUAUAACUUUGACAACUAGGCCAGUUUUCAUCUAACAUCCUUGAAAAUCGCCUAACUAUAGUAGUCAUUUAUUGUGGGAAGUUAUGACAAAAAUAAUUCAGCGCUCAUAUGUGAUGUGUCUGUCAAUUUAAUUGCAUUUUUAAAACUGUUAUAUUGUUUGCCAAUUGACUGGUGAUAGUACAUUGUUACAAUCACACAAAUGAGUGACAAAGAGAACUUUAAUGGAGCACGGAGCCUUAUUUUAGAUUGUGUCUUUGAGUAUAUGAGAAAUGCUGUGAAGUCAAGAUCUUGAAAUGUACAAGAAGCAUUCUAGCUAUAUGCAUGGUAGAUUAUUCAUUCACAGAAUUGGUCAUGAGAUGGUAUUCCAUAUAGCUAGCUCUAAUCUUAAACUUAAGGAACCGAAGCUAUUUUCCAUUGUCAGUUAGUGUUACUAAAUUAACUUUUGUGAGUCAAUUACUAUAUUGUUUCGA